AUGGGCAAAGAGAUGUCUAAUCCUCCGACCAACCAAAAGCAUCAGCCUACGGUGGCGUACACGGUGGAGCAGCUCGUCGCGGUCAAUCCCUACAACCCCGACAUUCUCCCCGAUCUCGAAAACUACAUUAACAAGCAGUUCCACCACCGCAGCCUCCAAACCCUCCACCUCAACCUCCACGGCUCCUCCACAGCGGCACAGCCCGACGAGUGUAGGAUCUCCGCCGCCUCAGCUCUCGCCAUCCUACAUCCCCGGCUCCUCGGCUCUCUCUUGCCGACAUCCCCUGCUCCUCAGUCGACUCCGAAGUUUGAGCCUGGAGAGAUGGCGACAGCGGCGGCGGGUGGUGGUGCCGGAAAGUCCAACGUCCCAAAAUCCGGCGCGAUCUCGAAAGGAUACAACUUUGCUUCCACCUGGGAACAGAAUGCUCCAUUGACCGAGCAGCAGCAUGCAGCAAUUGCCGCUCUAUCCCAUGCUGUUGCCGAACGACCAUUUCCUCCAAAUUUGGCACCAGAGAAAGCAGCUGGACGUGAAAAUGGUCUGUCUAUUUCAACAAAGCAUAGCACCUCAGAUGAUUCAGGGGCGAUGGAGGCCGCUCUGGUCAACACCAAUCAGUUCUAUAAAUGGUUUGCUGAUCUUGAAGCAGCCAUGAAGUCAGAGACAGAAGAGAAGUACCAGCAUUAUGUACGGACAUUAACUGAGAGGAUACAAACUUGUGACACUAUACUCAAUCAGGUGGAUGAAACCCUCGAUUUAUUUAAUGAAUUACAGCUACAGCAUCAAGCUGUAGCAACAAAAACGAAAACUCUGCAUGAUGCAUGUGAUCGACUGCUUUUGGAGAAGCAAAGGUUAAUUGAGUUUGCUGAAUCACUCCGUGCUAAGCUCAAUUAUUUUGAUGAACUGGAGAAUGUUGCUACCAGCUUUUAUUCUCCAAGCAUGAAUGUAUCACAUGAGAAUUUUCUUCCUCUUCUAAAAAGACUUGAUGACUGCAUAUCGUAUGUCGAGAGUAACCCACAGUAUGCUGAGUGCAAUGUUUACUUGGUAAAGUUUCGACAGCUUCAGUCCCGUGCUCUAGGAAUGAUUCGUUCUCACGUACUCUCUGUUCUUAGGAAUGCUUCCUCUCAGGUCCAAGCGGCAAUAAGAAACAGCGCUGGAAACAAAGCAUCUGUCUCCGAGGCUGUUGAGACAUCUAUAAUAUACGUCAGGUUCAAGGCAGCAGCGAACGAGCUUAAGCCAGUAUUGGUGGAAAUUGAAAGUAGAAAGCCAAGAAAGGAAUAUGUUCAGAUUCUUGCUGAAUGCCACAAACUUUACUGUGAACAAAGGCUAUCUUUGGUGAGGGGCAUAGUGCAUCAGCGUAUCUCUGAAUUUGCCAAGAAAGAAGCCUUGCCAUCAUUGACUAGAUCUGGUUGUGCAUACUUAAUGCAGAUGUGUCUGCUCGAGCAUCAACUUUUUGACCAUUUCUUUCCUUUAUCUUCAGAGGAUGUUUCAAGUUUGGCCCCUCUGAUAGAUCCACUGUGUACAUACUUAUAUGAUACAUUACGUCCAAGACUUAUCCAUGAAGCAAACCUCGAUGUUCUCUGUGAGCUUGUUGAUAUUCUGAAAGUUGAAGUGCUGGCGGAACAAGUAAGUAGAAGAGGAGAGUCACUUGCGGGAUUACGCCCAACACUGGAAAGGAUAUUAGCAGAUGUUCACGAGCGUUUAACUUUUCGUGCUAGAACUCACAUUCGUGACGAGAUUGCAAAUUACCUUCCUUUGGAUGAAGACCUAGACUACCCUACUAAACUGGAGCAAUCAGCUGAGACAAAUUCAGAAGCAUCCUCUAGUGUUGAUAACCCAGAUGUUUCUAGGACUUGGUACCCUCCACUUGAGAAAACUAUAACCUGUUUGUCUAAACUGUAUCGAUGUUUAGAGCCAGCAGUUUUUACUGGUUUGGCCCAGGAAGCAGUUGAAGUUUGCUCUUUAUCCAUUCAGAAAGCUAGCAAACUUGUUGUAAAGAGAUCAUCCACAAUGGACGGACAACUGUUCCUCAUAAAGUUUCUUCUUAUUCUCAGAGAGCAGAUUGCACCAUUUGAUAUUGAAUUCUCAGUUACACACAAGGAGCUUGACUUCUCUCAUUUGCUGGAGCAUUUGAGAAGGAUUCUUCGAGGCCAGGCAUCACUAUUUGAUUGGUCAAGGUCUACAUCCUUGGCAAGAACACUCUCUCCACGAAUUUUGGAAAGUCAAAUAGAUGCGAAAAAGGAAUUGGAGAAAAGCCUUAAAGCCACAUGCGAGGAGUUCAUCAUGUCAGUGACUAAGCUGGUCGUAGAUCCUAUGUUGUCUUUUGUCACCAAGGUCACUGCUGUCAAAGUGGCUUUAUCCUCUGGCAGUCAAAAUCAAAAGGAGUCUGCCAUGAGUAAGCCACUCAAGGAUCAAGCUUUUGCUACUCCUGAAAAGGUUGCUGAGAUUGUCCAAAAGGUGGGUUCGGCUAUUCAAGAAGAGCUGCCGAGGGUAAUGGGUAAAAUGAAGCUUUAUCUGCAGAAUCCGGCCACACGCGCCAUACUUUUCAAACCAAUAAAGACAAACAUAGUCGAAGCCCAUAUUCAGGUGCAGACCUUGCUUAAAACGGAAUAUUCUCCCGAAGACAUACAGAGCAUUGUCAAUAUGGUCACGAUACAAGAUUUGCAGGCGCAACUCGAUAACCUCAUGUGA
Striga hermonthica is the source of this 2685-nucleotide messenger RNA. The record is from the annotation of a GenBank genome assembly. Lineage: Eukaryota; Viridiplantae; Streptophyta; Magnoliopsida; Lamiales; Orobanchaceae.